Molecule: messenger RNA, 838 nt
Organism: Anopheles funestus (African malaria mosquito)
Lineage: Eukaryota; Metazoa; Arthropoda; Insecta; Diptera; Culicidae
Product: larval cuticle protein A2B-like
Exons: 2
Coding region: 396-779 (127 amino acids)
Cellular component (GO): extracellular matrix
Source: RefSeq, a predicted model, not a curated record
CUGCAAAAACGAGCAUCUCCAGCAUCAUUGCAUUGCAUUUCCUGAUUCGCUACCAGUUCCAGCGAAACCGGCCCCCAAACUCCUUUUCGAUCGAACAAAUGUAAUAUUGGUACAGUUUUAUGAACGACGGUUGCCUAAUUGAAGAUAAAAAAGCAUACAUAGAUACACUUUUACCAUCGGAUAGAAGAAGAUAGAUGUUCCGUUUAUGGGCAAUGUGAGGUAUCUUGCUGCUUAGGCAUCAAGCUUUCUUAAAUGAAAGUGAAAAGCUCUACCAAGGAGGAUUCAAUCACUGGUAUAAAUAGCAUCACAGGAAAUCGAGCCACACUCAGUGAAUGGUAGAUAUCCGGAAAACUCGCGUUCGCACAAUCAGUGGCAAAUACAUUUGAAUACUCAGCAUGUUCCUGAAGAUUGUAGGAAUUCUUGGUCUAGUGGCUGUUGUUUGCGGCCAAAACCACUACGGUGCGCAUAACGAUGUUCAACAUGAUGUAGUGCAUUACCAUCAUGACGAAGAGCAUCACGGACCGGCGCACUACGAGUAUCGCUACGAUGUCCAUGAUGAUCACACUGGCGAUGUGCACGGCCAACAUGAAGCCCGAAAGGACGACUCCACACAUGGGGAAUACUAUCUAAUCGAUGCCGAUGGUCACAAGCGCACUGUCAAGUAUCACGUUGAAGGCAAGAGUGGAUUUAUUGCAGAGGUGCAUCGGGAACCGAUCAAGGGCUUUCACGAUGCUCCGGCACAUCAUAAUUUCCAUCAUAAGUUUGAAGAAAAAUACUAAAACCCGUUUUAACAGUCAUUGUAACAUAGUCAAGAAUAAAAACCAACAAACAAUGUAAA